Apodemus sylvaticus (European woodmouse) is the source of this 1360-nucleotide messenger RNA. It is a transcript of the gene C1qtnf2, whose product is annotated as C1q and TNF related 2. Gene Ontology annotation, molecular function: protein binding. The record is from RefSeq and is a predicted model, not a curated record. NCBI's taxonomy places the organism in Eukaryota, Metazoa, Chordata, Mammalia, Rodentia, Muridae. The coding region runs from base 301 to 1185 and encodes 294 amino acids. The transcript is spliced from 4 exons.
UUGGGCAUUACAGCCCGAAUUCAAACAUUUCUAAGGAGCAUGUCCCGUGCCAGGCUCUGACUGGUGGCUCAAGUUAAGAAGGAAAAGAGCCCUGUGGUUUACUGAGAACAUCUUUGGUACCAAGCCCUCGGGCCAAGAACUUGUACCUGUGCUUUCGUUUCCAUGACAACGACUUAUCUCUCUUCAAAGGAGGAACUGACUCAGUCACUUUAAGGACAAGCUCAGGGCUGCACAGACAGCAAAGCAAGAAGACUUAAUGAAGCCUUUCUUCCCAACCCAUACCCAGAAAGAACAAUUUAGAUGACAGUUUUUAAAAAGGUGACAACCAUGAUCUCCUGGAUGAUCUUGGCCUGUGCCCUUCCGUGUGCUGCUGACCCAGUGCUUGGUGCCUUUGCUCGCAGGGACUUCCAGAAGGGUGGUCCCCAACUAGUUUGCAGCCUGCCUGGUCCCCAAGGCCCGCCUGGCCCUCCAGGAGCACCAGGAUCCUCAGGAGUGGUGGGAAGAAUGGGUUUUCCUGGGAAAGAUGGCCAAGAUGGCCAGGAUGGAGACCGGGGGGACAGUGGAGAAGAAGGUCCACCUGGCAGGACAGGCAACCGUGGGAAACAAGGACCAAAGGGCAAAGCUGGGGCCAUUGGGAGAGCUGGUCCUCGGGGACCCAAGGGGGUCAGUGGGACCCCCGGGAAGCAUGGCACGCCAGGCAAGAAGGGACCAAAGGGCAAGAAAGGGGAGCCCGGGCUCCCAGGCCCCUGCAGCUGCGGCAGUAGCCGAGCCAAGUCGGCCUUUUCCGUGGCGGUUACUAAGAGCUACCCACGCGAGCGACUGCCCAUCAAGUUUGACAAGAUUCUGAUGAACGAGGGUGGCCACUACAACGCCUCCAGUGGCAAGUUCGUCUGCAGCGUGCCGGGGAUCUAUUACUUUACCUAUGACAUUACGCUGGCCAACAAGCACCUGGCCAUCGGCCUGGUGCACAAUGGCCAGUACCGCAUUCGGACUUUUGAUGCCAACACCGGUAACCACGACGUGGCCUCGGGCUCCACCAUCCUAGCUCUCAAGGAGGGCGAUGAAGUCUGGCUGCAGAUCUUCUACUCGGAGCAGAACGGACUCUUCUACGACCCUUACUGGACCGACAGCCUGUUCACCGGCUUCCUCAUCUACGCUGACCAAGGAGACCCCAACGAGGUAUAGACGAGCUGGGCUUGAGCCUCGACGCAGGGACUAAGAUUCUGCAUGGGUGCUGAUGGAUGAAGACCCCUGGAUUGAGGCUGGGGACUGGCAGUCUUGGGAGCUUUUAUUCUCAGGCAGGCCUCUAUUGCUGCUUUAAAAAAAAACCCAUUAAAUCCAAGCUUUUGAUUCAUCUAUU